AUGAAGAAGACAAAACAUGAAUUCUACUGGCAUCAAGAACAAAAUCAAUCAUUCCAUAAUUUGACAAAUGUUCUUACAACACCGACGUUGAUGUUGAAUUAUCCACAUGUAACAGCAAACUUCAUCUCAGCUACGGAUGCAUCAGAAUAUGCUAUAGGUGGUGCAUUGAAGCAAGUAAUCGAUGGAAAAAUUCAUUAUAAUUACUACUUAAGUCAUUUAUUAUCACCAAUUGAAAAGAAAUAUAAAACAAUUGAACGUGAACCAUUAGCAAUAUUCUGGUGCAUGAACAAAUUGCAGCAAUAUUUGGGUGGUCGUGAUGUUACGAUUCUCUCUGAUCACAAGCCACUCGAACGAUUCUACAAAAAGACUCAUUUCAGCUGUAAACGAAUAGAAGAAUGCCUUUAA
Molecule: messenger RNA, 405 nt
Organism: Rotaria sp. Silwood2
Lineage: Eukaryota; Metazoa; Rotifera; Eurotatoria; Philodinida; Philodinidae
Source: the annotation of a GenBank genome assembly